AUGGAUGGAAAAGAAGUUUUUAACAAUAAAUAUUGGGCUCUAAAUAGGACUAUGAUGACUUUGAUUGGUCUGUGGCCUUAUCAAAACAGAUAUGCUAAAAUUUUUAUCAGGACAUUUGUACUUUUGGCAACUCACUCGAUACUGGUGUUUCUGGUGAAUAAAACGAUCAUCGAAUGGGGGAAAAAUUUUGCAAUCGUAUGUGAAAAUAUCGCUGCAUUCUUUUAUUUCAAAGUUGUUAUAACCAAGUAUAUAACGAAUUGUGUGGCAGAACAAAAAUUACAAUAUCUUUAUGAGCGGAUCACGGAAGAUUGGAACACUUUUAACAAAGAGGAUGAGCAAAGAGUUCUUGCUCGCAGCGCAAGUUACGGGCGUGUUCUGACUAUUGGAUAUGCGGUUUUUUUGAAUAUCUGCGGCGUAGGCUUUACGCUAAUUCCAACGAUAUACCCAGCUUUAUUAGACAUCGUGUUACCAUUGAAUCAUUCUCGAGAGAAAUCGCUAUGUUUGCAAGUCGACUACUUUGUAGAUCAUAAUGUACACUACUAUAAAAUUCUUUUUCAUACUGUUGGCAUCACCUUUUUUACUGUAGAAAUACUCUCGGCAAUUGAUUCGACUUACGUUAAUUGCGUGCAGCACAUUGUGGGUCUAUUUGGACUUGUUGAUCUCAAAUUGGACAAAGCGUUCAAACUUACACAAAUCAAGAGUAGAUCGAUAAAUGAGCAAAAGAAAAUACACAAUUACGAAAAUACUGUUGCUAGGUUUGUCGAUCUCUUGCAAUCAACUUACACAAAAUUUUUUUUUAUGUGUAUGGCAGCGGUUCUAUGUGAACUGAGUUUCGGAACUGUCGCCCUCAUGAUCAGUACAGUUGAUUACGUAUAUUUCAUGAGGUUGUUGCUUGCAUGGUUGGGCAUAAUCCUGUAUCUUUUCUAUAUUAGUAUACCAGGACAAAGAGUCACUGACGCAAGUUUAUCAAUUUCUGAAUCUAUUUUCUAUUCUGGGUGGCAUGAAUUCCCUCUAGAGACACAAAAAUAUAUCAACUUCAUGAUUUUACGAUGUUCAGUGCCUUGUCAAUUUACGGCUGGCCCUCUUUUCGUUAUGAAUAUAGAAAAUUGUGGCAUUAUUUUGAAAACUGCUAUGUCAUAUUGCACUGUUGUCGCCGCUACAAAUAAAGAUUAA
This is a messenger RNA of Phymastichus coffea, 1173 nucleotides long. RefSeq lists its product as uncharacterized. Gene Ontology annotation, biological process: detection of chemical stimulus involved in sensory perception of smell; sensory perception of smell. Lineage: Eukaryota; Metazoa; Arthropoda; Insecta; Hymenoptera; Eulophidae. The record is from RefSeq and is a predicted model, not a curated record. Gene Ontology annotation, cellular component: plasma membrane. Gene Ontology annotation, molecular function: olfactory receptor activity; odorant binding. The transcript is spliced from 9 exons. The coding region runs from base 1 to 1173 and encodes 390 amino acids.